GUUGGUUAGUGUUGGUUUGUAGGGGGAGCCCAUCAGAGCAUCUCAGUACAGUCGGACACACAGGAAUCCGGCUCCACUAAUAUCAGAUGCAACUUCCAGCCUGCUAGUGGGAUAUAAGAAGAAAGCACAACAAUUCCAGAUACACUGCAUUGUUCUUCAAACAAAGAGAGGUGUGAUGGAUUAUAAUGCAGGGCUAAAAUGCUUCUGGACGCUGAUGUGUCACCUGGGCGCCACAACAUGCACACUUGCCACAGCAGGUGCAUAUACAGGCGAGGGAGCUUUGUGUGUGCCUGUGGGCCUCUGAAGGACACCUCUAAACAUACCUGUAUGAAUACUGUUAUAAAGUAUUCACGACAUUGUGACCAGAGAGUGAAUUUAUUUUUUGCCUGGGACGUGUUUUUGCUCUAAGUGCUGACUGCUCAGAUCACUAUUGGACUGAAAUAUGAGCUUUUAUUUGGGCCAGAAGACUGCAAGAGCACCAUUUUGUUCUUCAUUUUCAUAAUUAAGGUCUUUUAUUAGACGAACUGUCCCACUGGGUAUUGGGACUCUGGACACUGUGGCAGCGUUUUAUUUCUUAGAUUUUUUUUUCCAGUUUUACUUUCUGUUGGGCUCAUUGUUUCCGGGUAGCCUUCCAUUGUCCCCUCACUUGUUUUCUGUUUAGACUCCCUCAUGUUGAAUCAUGCAUUGAUGUUCACUCAUCACUCGAAUGCAUUGAAACACAUGCCUUGUGACUAAGAAAAAGUAUAACUGUAAUAAGUCAGUUAACUGGGCUUUCUGCAUCAGUGACUGGGCUUUUGCUGCUGUUUAUCUUUCUUUUUUUUAAUGAAACAUGGGGCUUCUUAGAGAUUUGCACUGAAAGAGCUUUGCUAUCACUUGAUUUUUCCUUUCUCUACCAAAAUCUUGUCACAUCCAAGCCAUAUAAAUUUAUUUUUGAUGGAACUAUAAAUAUUUUUUAUAUCACAGUUUAGUCAUAUCAUAUAUUGUAUAUGUAUUUUUUUAAAUAUAAGGGCAUAGCACAGACAUACAAAUCAAAGGCACCUGCACUGUGUUGGGUCGCAUUCUGUUUUUUUGCAAAAUUUAGAAACUCACUAGAUUUCUAAGCUUGUCAUAUUUCAACGUCGUUUGCUUCCAUUUCCUUUUUUUUUCACACCAUUAAUUGACAAAGCUGCUUUCAAACGGUUACUUUUAUCAUGACAAAAUAUUCCUCCUGUAGCUGGGCAGACGGACAGAGGUCCCUGCCUCUUUGACCCUGUUUUAACAUUCGGACCUCUCCCCAAUGCCUGCGGGUCUCAGUGUGGGCGGGGCUCUGGGAGACCCCUCCCCUUCCCACCCAUUCCGCCCCAGCCGCUAUGUGCCUGUCUCUGCGGCAACAGCCUUCCUGGUUGGGGCCACGACACUCUUCCUAUGCUUCACUUGUCCUUGGCUAGCUGAGCGUUUUUCCUCUUCUAUUCCGCUCUACAACACUGUGGUCUUCCUCUUCACGCUGGCCAACUUUUGCAUGGCCACGUUUAUGGACCCAGGCAUCUUCCCCAGAGCUGAGGAAGAUGAAGACAAGGAGGAUGAUUUCCGGGCUCCGCUGUACAAGACAGUGGAGGUGAGGGGAAUUCAGGUGCGCAUGAAGUGGUGUUCCACUUGCCGCUUCUACAGACCACCCCGAUGCUCACACUGCUCUGUGUGUGACAACUGUGUAGAGGAGUUUGACCAUCACUGUCCGUGGGUGAAUAACUGCAUUGGGCGACGAAACUACCGUUAUUUCUUCCUGUUUCUACUCUCUCUCACUACUCACAUUAUGGGAGUGUUUGGAUUCAGCCUACUUUACAUCCUCAACCACACUAAACAGCUGGAUGAAGUUCACUCUGGAGUCACUAUGGCAGUGAUGUGUAUAGCUGGCCUGUUCUUUGUCCCCGUAGCAGGACUUACUGGGUUCCACAUUGUACUGGUGGCCAGAGGAAGAACUACCAAUGAACAGGUUACAGGAAAGUUCAGAGGUGGAGUCAACCCUUUCACACAUGGAUGUUGCAAAAACGUUUCUCAUGUGCUCUGUAGCUCCCAAGCCCCAAGGUAUGUGGGCCGGUUGCGGGGAAGUAAGUCACUUCAGGUCCAACCUCCAUUUCUGCGGCCUCAGCUGUCUGAAGCGCAACUUGCUGCUAAAGUUCUGGACAAUGGCAUCCAGCAGUCUAAGAGCAGUCUAGAGGCCAUGGAAAGUCAGUCUACAGAUGCUGAUCCUCCUCCACCUCCUAAACCGGAGCACAGAUACCAAGGGCUGCCUCACACACACAAUGAAGAGAGCAGCUUGCUGACUGAAGCACCACCCACACCUUCAUUAUAUAAAUACCGGCCAGCCUAUAGCAGUCCGGGAAAAAACCAUACAGCCUUAACACAUUCCAGCAAGAUGACUCGGGGGGACAGUAUGACGGAGUCCCCCUCGAUCCCACUCUCUACUGGCCAUCCCAGCUACCGCUCUGACCCCAGUCUGUCAGGCCGGGGCGGCGCAGGGUGGCGAUCGGGAGGGGGAGGGGAGGGGGGCAGAGCAGGCUCGGGAGGGCUGGGCGGAGCCUCCGUUCUGGGUGGGCGGUCUUACCCCUCCUUCACCGACACUCUCCUGCAGUCAGCAGCGGCCUCUUGCUCAUCCAGCAUCCGCUCGGCACACACGGCCCACAAUGCAUUGGGGCCGCUGCUCUCGGAGGGCACAACCUCAACCAGUUACAAGAGCUUGGCCAAUCAGACGCGGAAUGGCAGCCUGUCCUACGACAGUCUGCUGACACCCUCAGAGAGUCCGGAGUUUGAAUCGGCUGCUCAUGAGCUGUCUCCACCCAGACCACAAGCCCCGUCCUCACUUGGCACCGCCCCCUUAAUGGGUUACUCCUCCCCUUUCCUGUCCGCUCAGCAGAGGGAGGGCUCUCUCCAGGCCUGCCCUGCCCCUCUAAGACCCUCCUCCAACAGAGCUUUCCUGCGCCCCACAAGCCCGCCCCCUUCCCGAGCUCCUCCUCCUCUGUCUCCUCGUGCUCGCUCACUGGGCUCCCCUCCUCCUGGCCCCGCCCCCGGCAACACUCCUCUGGGCAAAUCAUUGUCCUACACAGGCGGAGCCGCCUUGCAGCAGCGGCCAACUAACACUGGGGGUGGGACUUCCAUGCCAAAGAUGACUCUGUCUCUGUGCUAAGCUCUACCAGUAGGCAAAGCCUGGCCAAUCACAGCACCCAUGCACACAAACCUGGGGGUGGGGUGAAGAAAGUGAGCGGUGUCGGUGGAACGACCUAUGAGAUUUCAGUAUGAAUGGUCAGCACCCGAUUCCCAGGAUUCACAUCGCAGGGCUUAACAGCUCUGCCUUGAGGAUGGAUCGAGAGCAGUUCAACCAGAUAAGCCAAAAAAAAAAGUACUAAAGCAAAUUUCACAAAAGACUUGAACAGGUAGUUUCAUCAGUCAACCAGACCCUGGUGGAAGAAUGCUAAGAAUCUGGACCAGUGAAGAUCCCUACAUGCUGUGGUUUCUUAACUUCCAUAUGGUACAUGAAUCUUCCCAAAUUCUGUUACAUAUUUAAAGAAUUACUUGUAUUACCAGUUUUAUACUGUGCAACUGUGAGAUCUCUGAAGGCUGGUGCCAUACAAGUCUGGAGUUGCUGACAAUGUUGGACAAAAUCAUGUGCGGUUCCAGCUAGUCGGAGGCCAGUGAUCGAUUGCUCAUUGACUCCUGUGGAAAUUGCAGAAGUCUCAGAAAUCAAACAAUUAGGUGUUUGAAACACUGAGGCAAGAGUACUUGAUCGCCCUACAGCCUCCACCUCUGGACAUUCACUUUUAUUUCUUAUUUCUUUUUUUUCUUAUUUCUUUAUUUCCAAAUAUAUUAUUUUAUACAGGUACAGAUACAUUAUAUUGUAAUAAUUAUUGAAUAUGUUUGAUAGGAAGCCAGCCAAUAAUAGUAGCAGGUAGGCACAUGAGGUUUGAGCGUUUUAGGGGUGGAGCUAUUUGAUAUAGUUGAUGGCUGCAUCAGCCAAUCAACACCCAAGCUGGAAUUAUCAGCCAAAGAGAUCUGGUCAAGGACCUUGUUUUGACAGACAGCACACUUGGCCUCUAGGAGUGAAUGUAACAUCUUCAGAGCACAAAACAUCUGUACAGUGAAGAUAUUUUGUGCACAGUGAACGGCUGUAUCUUUUGAUUUGGUCUGGCAGUCCCAGGAAGGUUAAAUUAUUGGCCAAAGGGGGCAUCUUGGCCCAAUGUUAGCAGAUAAUGAAUGUGCAGUACACCACUGAGAUGGGGGAUAGUGAUAAUGUAUUCUUUUAUUUUAUGUUCAUUGAUUUUGUUGUUUAUUUUUAUGGGCAGCAGUUACUGUUAAGAGCUGGAGUACAAGCAUUACUGCCCUUGAAGUUUGAAAGCUGUGCGUGAGUGAGAGAAUGAAAGAAAAAACUUGUUUAUUGGCAGGAUCAUUGAUGUCUCAAAAUCUUGUACAGGAGCACAUUCCAACUUUUACCCUGUUGAGAGAGUCUGCUAAGGUGUGUGUGUUGUGGAAGGAUAAGGGAAGUGGUUUUGAACGUUUAGCUUUGAGGUCUGAGGACCAGUGACUGGUCAAAGAUAUAGAGCUUAUGCAGUGACCCACAAAAGUAUUUUUAUUGAUACUCUAUUGUCAUUUCCACCAUGGCCUUAUGAAGCCUUUUUAACUGUAACUUAGGGUCUGAAGAUGUCUACCUGCACAUCCGCUGAGAGGAAAGACAUGGAAAAAUGGGAUGGAGUGGAAGAGUGAAAGAUGUAUUGAGUUCUAGGAGUGAAGUGCAGGCUUUUUCUACCCUUCUGUAUUCCUUUAAUGCUGGUGACACUGGGUCACGUGAGCCAACACAUUUCCAACAGAACAAUAAAUAAUACUGCAACAGU
Pygocentrus nattereri (red-bellied piranha) is the source of this 4859-nucleotide messenger RNA. RefSeq names its product zinc finger DHHC-type palmitoyltransferase 5b (gene zdhhc5b). Gene Ontology annotation, biological process: protein palmitoylation. The transcript has 13 exons. NCBI's taxonomy places the organism in Eukaryota, Metazoa, Chordata, Actinopteri, Characiformes, Serrasalmidae. The coding region runs from base 1277 to 3160 and encodes 627 amino acids. Gene Ontology annotation, molecular function: palmitoyltransferase activity. The record is from RefSeq and is a predicted model, not a curated record.